GGUAUAUAAGAAAUUGAGCCCGUGGCAGUUAGCGAGAUUUGAUUUUCCCUCCAUUGAAUCUGGAAAUCGGAAAUGGCAACGGAAGGGAUAGGUGGAAGCGGUACCACCAGCGAAGUUGAAAACGAUUUGGAAAUGAAGCUUUUACGAGACAGAUUCAGACUCUCCGCAAUCUCAAUCGCCGAAUCCCAAGUAAACAAAAGCGGAAUGGAAGUAUCGAAAGUCGUAGUUGCUUGCGUUGCUGAUUUGGCCUUCAAAUACACCGAACGAUUAGCUAUGGAUCUUCAACUAUUCUCACAGCAUGCAAAUCGUAAAUCUGUAAAUAUGGAAGAUGUCAUACUCUGCGCGCAUCGAAAUGAAAAUUUAUCUGCCUUGUUGAGGGAUUUCUCCAAUGAUUUAAAAGUCAAAGAUCGUCUAUCUGAAAGGAAGCGAAAGAAAGAGGUUAAGAAGAAUGACAAAACAACUGUUUAGUGCAUAGAUUGCUAUGAUUAGAUAUUCGCCAUUUUUCUUGGACUUAUUAGCUGUUUUGUUAUAUCUUUUUGGUCUUAUGUGUUCCUUGGAGCUUAAUACCAGCCCCUGUUAAAGGGAGUAGUCUAUGUGAGGCGACGAAUUGUGCUUUAUAUACUUGUAUAAAUGUUCGAGUUUAAACUGAAUGUUAAUUG
Messenger RNA from Trifolium pratense (red clover), 659 nucleotides. Its product is annotated as protein MHF1 homolog. The transcript is spliced from 4 exons. The record is from RefSeq and is a predicted model, not a curated record. Gene Ontology annotation, biological process: resolution of meiotic recombination intermediates; replication fork processing. Gene Ontology annotation, cellular component: FANCM-MHF complex; Fanconi anaemia nuclear complex. Lineage: Eukaryota; Viridiplantae; Streptophyta; Magnoliopsida; Fabales; Fabaceae. Bases 73 to 468 code for a protein of 131 amino acids. Gene Ontology annotation, molecular function: protein heterodimerization activity; chromatin binding.